AUGUAUCCGUUUGGGUCCUCUUGGGAUGUGUUUACUACUGCUGCUCGUCCGGCCAAAGCUUGUGAUUUGGCUUCGCCGGCGUUUAGCAUCUUCCGGUCCGUUGGGGUUGUGGCCACUCGUCCCGCCCUGUGGCCGUUUUGGGCUUCGUCGAUUCGGGGGUACGCUCAACUAAGGGAUUGCGCAUUUGUUCCGGCCACCACGUCCUGGUUUGGUUGCCCCGUCGCCGCCUUCUCGGCUACUGCUCGCGGAUUGAUCGAGUUGUGGGUCUCGCUUCUGCUAUGGUUUAGCUUCUUCGGCUUGGUUGCGGCUCCGCUUGCUUGGUUGCAUGGGCUCGGCCUCCGGUCCGACCGGGGUGGUAUACUCCUGUUCGGGCCUAAUUAUCGAAGGCCCUAG
Messenger RNA from Dovyalis caffra, 393 nucleotides. Lineage: Eukaryota; Viridiplantae; Streptophyta; Magnoliopsida; Malpighiales; Salicaceae. The record is from the annotation of a GenBank genome assembly.